Debaryomyces hansenii CBS767 is the source of this 849-nucleotide messenger RNA. RefSeq lists its product as uncharacterized. The transcript has a single exon. Bases 1 to 849 code for a protein of 282 amino acids. Lineage: Eukaryota; Fungi; Ascomycota; Pichiomycetes; Serinales; Debaryomycetaceae. The record is from RefSeq and is a predicted model, not a curated record.
AUGAGUACGAUUCCUGACAAACGAAACCCGCUUGAUCUUGAUAGGGAGCGUGUAACGUGUCUCUUGCUUAUAAAUGCCCAGCUAAUGAAAAAAGCAGUAAAUAUUUAUGUUAAUGUUUUAACAAACCAACAGACAAUGCAACAAAUUCCACCGCAGAAUAAACAGACUAUAUUAGAACUGUAUCAAAACUGUACUCGCAGAAUCCAUUGUAACCUUUCAGUAUUAUCGUAUCUUCACGAAAAAUAUCAUACGGAUCCAAACCAACAGACUUCGACAAAUAGGGCACAAUUCCCCAUUAUUAUGUCUGCCCCUCAAGAUAUGCCCGAGUUGCAACAGUUAUACAAUAAAUUACAAGAUUUAUAUCCGGAGGCGCUUCAGUUUUUGAAAGUGAAGAUAAAUCAAAUGAGGAAGCUGUCCCAAGGGCAACCAAAUACGCAACAACCUCGAUCAGGGUCGCAGUCAACACAACCUCAGUUCAACAGUCCACAAAUACCACAACAAAUGCAACCAUCUCCAGCAAUGGUUAAUAACCCCAUGCUUAACAAUGUAGCAAAUAAUAGUUUUCAGAAUAUGGGGCCAAAGGAUAUCCCUCAAAAUUUUAUGCAACAGCUGCAGCCUCAACAACCUCCACAAGGUCGACCACAAUCUCAACAACAAAUGCCAUCUAAUUUCAACCCGCAAUCUGCUAACAAUAACUAUGCUAAUAUGAACAUGGGUCAACAGCUGCAACCACAGCAGCUUUCCAUGCAAGCAAUAUCUCCACAGCAAAUUUUACAACAGAUGAACGGUACGCCGUCUAAUAAUAAUACCCAGUCUUUAAAUGAACCUUCUAACAUGGAUUUCUUUUAA